Molecule: messenger RNA, 1167 nt
Organism: Caenorhabditis elegans
Lineage: Eukaryota; Metazoa; Nematoda; Chromadorea; Rhabditida; Rhabditidae
Gene: T19C9.10
Product: ATP-dependent DNA helicase
Exons: 7
Coding region: 116-718 (200 amino acids)
Biological process (GO): DNA repair; telomere maintenance
Molecular function (GO): ATP hydrolysis activity; DNA helicase activity; 5'-3' DNA helicase activity
Source: RefSeq, marked reviewed
GUCUUUAUCUUGAUUUUUCAACACACAGUUGUACUUUUAUUUUACAGGCUGUGAAGUCUCUACAUUUAUUUUUAAUGUUGGCUGAGAGAUAUUCUGAUUCUAUUAUGUGCAAGUAAUGUGCAAAAGGACGAUCAAUCUAAACAAAUACAAGGAUUUGCACUAUAUCAUCAUAGACGAGAUAACAGCUCUUCAGGGCUGGUGUCUUGAUUACGCUGACCGAUUCAUGAAAUGGGUCAAGCAAAACGAUGAACCAUUUGGAGGUUUAUCUAUAAUAUACGUUGGAGACAUGCUCCAGUGUCAAAUAGGGCAAAAGUUUUGUUUUGCCCAAUGCUGGACAGACGUAAUGUUCACCGAAUUAACAGCAGCACACCAACAAGACAUCGACCAGGACCCUUUUUUUACAGCGCCUGGUGAGAUGGAGGUUCGGUGUGAAUUGUGCCAAGGUGAUUGGAAUAUUGUGGUGAUCGUGGAAAAAUUUCUAACAUUUGAGAGACCAAAUUGUGCCGUUCUUGUGCGGUUCAAUUCAACAGCGGAUAAAAUAAACAAUGCAAUCGUAAAGAAGAAAUUUGAAAAGCAUUUUAUCGUUUACAACGAACUUUACAAACCUGCAGCAAUCGAUGGUCCAAUGCGCACAAAAAUCGAAGGAGAUGAAGAUUACUUUUACAUUGCUAGAGGGAGCCGUUCACAAGCCGAUACAGAUAUUCCCAAAAAAUUAUAGUCAACGGUGGUGAGAUUGGCACAGUAUAUGGAUUCGAUAGGGAAAACGAAGGAUUCAUUUUUCGUAUAAAAUAGAAACCGAUCAACCACGGCGAAUGGUACAAGCUGAGCCGGCAUAGAACCCAGAAUGGAGAGCUCGUUAAUAACAUUUUUGGGUUGAAAGCGGCACACUCGAUGAACUGCGUCAAGGGUCAAGGGUUGAAUAUAGAUAAGGUGAAAAAUUAUGCAAACAGUUUUAUGAAUCACUGAUACCGUUUCAUUUUGGUUACGAAAUCGUUUUUUGCUGGCUUAUCAGUGAAGUGCCACGAAAAUUUCCCAUAUAAGUAAUGCCUUCAUUUACAAUUACUUCGUUUGAAAAUGAUUGCAACUCUUCUAUUUUUCAUGUGCUGUUUGCAUUCUACGCUGUCAAAAACACAUGAUACGUAUCCAACACUUUAUGUAAACAUUUUC